Molecule: messenger RNA, 1658 nt
Organism: Spea bombifrons (plains spadefoot toad)
Lineage: Eukaryota; Metazoa; Chordata; Amphibia; Anura; Pelobatidae
Gene: OSGEP
Product: O-sialoglycoprotein endopeptidase
Exons: 12
Coding region: 169-1176 (335 amino acids)
Biological process (GO): tRNA threonylcarbamoyladenosine modification
Cellular component (GO): cytoplasm; EKC/KEOPS complex
Source: RefSeq, a predicted model, not a curated record
UUCACAACUCGUCGGCAGCUCCGUCAGGGUCUCAGUAACACAAAGCACCAAGCGCCGGAAGCUCCACGCGCUGGUCACCGGAAACACGUCACGGGAUGCGAGUGUAACAACACAGCCGCGUGUGGGAUUCAUGUGGAAACCUGUUUCCAGUGCUCCAGAGGUGCUACCAUGACUAUUGUACUUGGGUUUGAAGGAAGUGCCAAUAAAAUUGGUGUUGGUAUCAUCCAGGAUGGGAAGGUUUUAAGCAACCCACGCAGGACUUACAUUACACCUCCAGGACAAGGCUUUAUGCCCAGCGAUACUGCCCGUCACCAUCGCUCUUGUAUCUUGGAUGUUCUGCAAGAGGCUUUAGCUGAGGCACAAAUACAGCCACAGGACAUAGACUGUGUGGCGUAUACAAAAGGACCUGGCAUGGGUGCUCCUCUACUGUCGGUUGCCAUUGUUGCACGUACAGUGGCCCAGCUGUGGAAGAAGCCUUUGUUAGGAGUAAAUCACUGCAUAGGACACAUUGAGAUGGGGCGGCUGAUCACAGGUGCAGAAAAUCCCACUGUUCUGUACGUGAGUGGAGGAAACACACAGGUCAUUGCCUAUUCAGAGCAUCGAUAUCGCAUAUUUGGAGAAACCAUAGACAUUGCAGUGGGGAACUGCUUGGACCGUUUUGCCAGAGUAUUAAAGAUACCCAAUGACCCAAGCCCUGGUUAUAACAUUGAGCAAAUGGCUAAGAAGGGGAAGAAAUUUGUGGAGUUGCCAUACACGGUCAAGGGGAUGGAUGUGUCUUUUUCUGGCAUUUUGUCUUACACUGAGGAUAUGGCACAUAAGAUGCUUUCGUCAGGAGAAUGUACAGCUGAGGACCUCUGCUUCUCCCUUCAGGAAACGCUCUUCUCAAUGCUGGUGGAGAUCACUGAAAGGGCCAUGGCUCAUUGCGGGUCUCGGGAAGUGUUGAUAGUUGGAGGAGUUGGAUGUAACAUACGUUUACAGGAGAUGAUGGAAAUAAUGUGUAAGGAACGAGGGGCCAAGCUAUUUGCCACUGACGAGCGAUUCUGUAUUGACAAUGGUGCUAUGAUUGCUCAGGCUGGUUGGGAAAUGUUCCGCGCUGGGCAUGUUACCCCAAUACAGGACUCAUGGAUAACUCAGAGGUACCGAACAGAUGAAGUGGAAGUGACGUGGCGGGAUUAAACGUCUAAAAUCUUAGUUCUAUACAUGGCAGAACAGUAAUCUGUAGCCGGAAGAGAAUGCAUCCGCAAAUUCAUACAUUGCCGCCUCCUACACUUUUAAUACAAACUUUGCCUAUUUAAAUCAUUGAAACGUUCCAUAUGUUUUAAGGAAAACUUGCUUGAACUACAGCUUUUGUUGUUUUUUUUGCAAAAGAGUUAAUUUCAUUAACCCCAUUUUCAGUGUAUUUAAUAAUUUGUGGGUUAUGUUCUUCUCUCCAUUCAAUUCUAUACUAGAACGUUUCAGUUCAUGCUUCAGCUGAAGCCGUGUGCCAUUAUAUCGACUGCUUUGUUUCCACAGUUUGUCUAUAACCCGCACAAUACAAUUCGUUACCUAGAUUAUUAAUUUUAAUACUGUUUCUCUCACUAUGUAUCAUGUGGCUUAUACAAAGACUGCAUGCUGUACGUUUAUUUCUCAAUGCAAACAAGGACACUGUUCCUUUGGAA